AUGGCUAUCUUGUUUGGGAAGAAACGCAACCAGCUGGAACUCCCAAUCUCUAAAAGCAAACAAAAGCUAAGCCCGAAGCGCAGAGACAAUGGUUCGCAAUAUUGGUUAAAAUUGACCCAGUUUUGGAAAAAUAACAAUCGACUGCUCGUGGUGCUUCUGGUGAUAAUUGGUUUGCUUUCGCUGUCGCGAAAGCUGGUUUCAAAUUGGGGAGAAAGUGGUACUCGAGAACUGCAGGAUCUAGAGUACUACGACUUCGACUUUUUAGAGGCGGACAUGGAGGCUCUGCAAAAGUAUGACAAUGGUGCAGAUCACUUUUUGAUCACCAAAGGCGGGAAGGAUGUUUUGCAGCCAGGUGACAAAGAACUCUAUGAUCAAGAGAUAGAAAUGCUAUAUGGAUCCACUGUGCAAACUUAUAAUUUGGACGCCUUUCGCGGAACUACAGAGGGCGCAAAAAACAGGGAACACGUUCUUUUACUGGUACCUCUCCGUAAUGCCGAACGUGUUUUGCCACUCAUGUUCAAGAACCUUAUGAAUCUAACAUAUCCUCACGAGCUGAUAGAUAUAGCUUUUCUGGUCAGCGAUUGCACCGAAGAUGACAAUACACUAGGUGCUCUUAUAGAAUACUCUAAGGCAUUGCAGAGUGGGACCCUCUCGGAUCUUUUCGCCGAAAACGUCAGCAAUGAGCAACUGUUAAACGAAGAAGGAACAAGACAUUUGUUCCUCAAGUAUAUGCGGCCCUCGUACUUACAGAUGGUUGAAAAGGCCUACAGUGCACCAUUUCAUUCAGGUUAUGAUAAGCCCUUCAGAUCUGUACAAAUAUUUCAAAAGGAUUUCGGGCAAGCUAUUGGUCAAGGUUUCUCGGACAGACAUGCGGUAAAAGUUCAAGGUAUCAGAAGAAAGUUGAUGGGCCGUGCUCGUAACUGGCUGACGGCAAAUGCUCUGAAGCCUUACCAUUCCUGGGUUUACUGGAGAGACGCUGAUGUUGAAUUAUGUCCUGGUUCUGUUAUCCAAGACUUGAUGUCUAUUGGUUAUGACGUUGCGGUUCCCAACGUAUGGCGUCCACUUCCUGAAUUUCUUGAUGGUGAACAGCCAUACGACUUGAACUCGUGGCCCGAGUCACCGGAUGCAUUAAGGCUUGCUCAGGGGCUAGAUGAGGACGAUGUUAUCGUUGAAGGAUAUGCAGAGUACCCCACUUACAGAGUUCAUUUGGCAUAUAUCAGAGAUCCUAACGGAAAUCCCAAAGACGUUUUAGAACUAGAUGGUGUGGGUGGUGUUUCUAUUUUGGCCAAAGCUCAACUUUUUAGAAACGGUGUUCAUUUUCCUGCUUUUACGUUUGAGAACCAUGCGGAAACUGAGGCAUUUGGUAAAAUGGCCAAAAAAAUGGGGUAUAGGGUAGCCGGCUUACCAAACUAUACCCUAUGGCAUAUUUAUGAACCAAGUGAUGAUGAUCUCAAAGCUAUUGCCGAAAGGGAGCGGGGAAGCAAAAGAACGGCCGAGGGUUCACCUUAA
Molecule: messenger RNA, 1509 nt
Organism: Lachancea dasiensis
Lineage: Eukaryota; Fungi; Ascomycota; Saccharomycetes; Saccharomycetales; Saccharomycetaceae
Source: the annotation of a GenBank genome assembly